UAUGUCUUGUGCAAUCCGAGCAAGGCGAGUGUCAGUCAAAUGCUACGCCACCAACCUUACGCUGCGUAGCCACAGGUUUUCAGCGUUUCUGCCAGUAUUGACAGCUCAAUCUCGAGGCAUCUUGGACAAAACUGCUUCACCCUGCAUACCAACACAGGCUACCUGACCAACCUACCGACUUUGAAAUACUUGACACAGUACAGAUACUGAGAUAGUGGCAGUACUCACGCGAACGCGCACCGGUGUGCUCUUUUUGAAAUUUUUCAGACGAAGAGCCGGAGAGCAGAGCAGGUUUAGUCACUUCAACUCUCGAGGGCGUUCAGCGUCGAUCAUCCUUCAUAACCACGCUGGUACAGCGCUAGCUGAAAUCUUCGUCAGAGCCCUCUCUAACAGUAACAAGUGUGUCAAUGCUCUUCCAAAAGCAGACGAGUCUCAGUUACACCAACUACAUAGCCAACCUAGUGUCGUGAAAGUAGCAGUUAGUUCGAACGACGAGCGUUUUCGUGUGAGCCUUUCGUCCACUCCCGAUGAGUAGUCACCAUCGCUCCACACGAUGGACCGGUGUUGCCGGUAGUGGACGUUCAUCCACUAGCUCGUUAUUGACAUCCGAUCCUUCGGGAAACAAGCCAGGCGCCACUGGCCCUGGCAGCAGCAGGGGUGCCCCCAGUGCCAGCAACUACAGACCCGCUGCUGCUAAACUCUACGUUUCGUCUUCGGCGUCCUCUAGUCCUCGCACGCAACAGCGCUAUCAGCAGCAGAUAGCGAACAGUGUCGCUAGUAGCGGACCCCCAACCCACCUCCAUUUUCACAACCAACAGCAGCAGAACGCUCAAACCGUCGUCACAGUCCACGGCAGCAGCAGCAGCAGCAGCGCUCACAGAGUCAGUACGUCUGCGCCUGGCAGUACAGUUGCCUCUCGUGCAGGUACGCUGAAUUCCUCUUCAGCAAAUAGCAAUUACUCCGCUUCCGGCGCAGACGGGCAAGUAGUAGGCGAGGUGUCUUCAAGGGGAGGGAAUCGAACACAAGAUUUUACGCAGUCCAGUGCACGAGGUGACCUAUCCUCGACCACCGCGGACGGACCCGGUUUGGAUGGGUACCGCAACGACCAACUGGUGGCGUUCCCAGCGGCUAUAGGGGACGAAAUAGAAUUUCGCGGCGGCUCCGCAAGCGCUGGUCAUCGGAGCACAUCUCGCGCAUCUUCAUCCGCUGCAACUCCGGACCUCCGCGGUGCUCGCGACGAUCAGCGACACCAGCAUCAAGAAGGCGCAGCGGACAGUGCCUCUCCUGAGCUCACAGAGAGCGGUCAGGAAUCUCCUCUGCGCCGUGGUCCAAGCUCCGCAGCGCUCGCCUCACGCCGUCUAGCGGACGCACUGGAGAACGACGAAGUGGGAGCGCUGUACAACACAUAUCGCGACGAGUGGUCUCCCGAACCUAUAAAUACUGCUGUGGAUCCGUCCAAGCCUAUGCAACAGAAGCACCGACCUGCCAGCGCAGCGUCAGUUCUACCCUUGUCCGAAGCUCACCGAGGCACAACUAGUAACGUUACUUACUUUUCAGACGAGCAGGAACCGUCCUCAGCACCAGAAGCAGCACCGGUUGGCGGUCAACCUCACGGCUCACAGCUGCCUGGGAUCAGCGAAUCGGGCAGUGUGGUGGAUUUGGAUGCUCCGCCGCCCCGACCUCCUCCGCCGUCGGAGAGCGCCAUAUCAUCGCCAGCUUCUGUUGCAGCUGGUGGCCCCAGUAGCACAGUCAGUGCUGUGAACAACAACAGUACUGUCAGUAGCAGCGUUAGUAUUUCUACAGCUGCCAGUGGAAACAGUAGCAACACUACCACCACCAGUAGCAGCACCAAUAACAACAGCAGCAGCGGUAACGGUAGCAGUACAGUGUUUAGCAGUACAACCAUUCCCAUCGCCAGUGGUGGCGAGAAUAUCAAAACGUCGGGUGCCAGUCGCCAGUUCCAGGGCCCGACGUCGCGCAACCGUCGCCCCUUGCUCAGCACCGAUAGUGGUGUACUACAGGAACUAGGAGAGACGCACGGAAGCACCGCCACCACCACCACCGCCGCCGUGAUGAACGGCUCGGUUGCCACGGGAACAGGCCAUGCUGCCAUGGUGACGCCGCCGCAGUCGGUUGCCAAGACCGAGUCGGCGUACAGCGAGUCGUUUGUUGGCAAUCGGGUGCCGGUGAACGGGCUGAAGCACAUCUCCCGCAGUACACAGCCCAGCAGCAUCACGGCUGCCAGCACUGUCAUCUCGGUCAACACCGGCUUGGAGCAGAGGCUGAUGGAUCGCAGCGCCAGCAACACGCCGUUGUCGCAGACGAGGAACUUCACGACGUUCACCGGCGGCUCUGGCGCGUCCACCGUCGGAUACGCAUCCAACGGCUUAGCGCCAACUGCUGCUAGCAACACCACCGCGGUCGCCAAUGAAGAUGGCCCGUCUCCCACGGUUUCCAUGGCGAGAUCGUACGGCAGUCGGCAAGCUAUCGCGGCAAUGCGCCAGUCUGGAUCCAGCACACCUCGCUACAUCGCCUCCGGCGAACGCACCUCUCCGCCGGAGGACAUGUACUACGAGAACACGGACGAGUAUCCGAGCGAGGCCAACGGUGGAACGAUGCAAAGCGGCGGCAACGCCACGAGUGCUGUCGCUGCGAACAACAGUACAGCAGCAGCUGGCCUGGUUCCUGGCACGACCCACCCAGGCCCACUGGAUAAGCAAGUCAGUGAAACAGGCACGCAAGGUAGUAACAACUCGGACCUCCCGCCGCCACCCUCCGCGGCCAGCCAAGACAACUUGCUCGCCGAUGCCAGCGCAAUGACAAACGACCCGAUGAGUCAGCAUCGACACGAGGGCUCCGUCGGCGAGGCCGGUUCUGUGACGCUGGACGUUCUGCCCCGCGGGGCCAGCCCGCUAAAUCAGGGUCCCGGUGGCACAACGCCGCAGCCGGCCCGUGGAAUGACACCGCCAAUGACGCACACACGCCAUGAGUCUGCACCCGUCGGCGGUCGUCCCCAAGCCAGCACACCCACCGGCGGCUCUGCAGUGCAUCACCGUGUCUCCAGCCAGCCGUCCAGCGCUGCAAUGCAUCACGGCAUCACGCCGACACGGUCCACCACGUCGACCGGCGGCGGCGGCGGUGGUGUUCCCCGAUCGCCGUGGCAACGCAAGCACCUGUACCGCCUGUGCCAGUCGAGCGGCUCGCAGAGUCCGCUGCUGCAUAGCAUUCCGCCGAGGUCGCUGGAUCGCCUCGGCCUGUUCCUGAACCGCUUUCUGUACCGCGUGAUGUGCCAGGCACGAUCGUUAUCAAAUUCCAUACAGUACUGUAGCCAUCAUGAAGUUCUCACGGCUAUAAUGCUGGUUGCACCGGCCAGUAUUGCCGAAGGUUGCAUUGCGGCAGCUAUCAAGGCUCGGCUAGCCUACACAGUGUCGGCCAACACGGCCCGCUCGCGCACAUCCAAGAGCCACCGCUGUGACCUGGUACUGCCCGUGUCACGCAUACAUCAGUGGCUGCACAUCAUGCAGGUGGCCGCGGUCAUAUCGGACUGCGCUGCCGUGUAUCUAACCGCCGCCACGGAGCACCUUGGCCAGCAGAUCAUCGGCCGGGUCAUAGCCGAGAGUGGCCGGAGUCCCACUGCCGGCCUGCGCGGAUCCAUAGCCGAAGAAUCGCGCGAGUCGACGCCAGUAUCGCUAUCUAAUGCAUCCACUGCUGAUAGCCGAGUGCCGCUGCGUGAUGCUCUGCAAGCAACACAGGUACUGAGUGUUGACACACUGGACUAUGCAGUCAGUUGUUCACCUGAGAUCUGGUCUAUCGUGCAACAGCAUCCGUUUCUUGUCACCCCCAAGGCCGUGCCCAUCUCGAACAGCCCGUCGUCCAUGUCGCAGCUCGGUCACGCGCUCGGAGAAGUCAGACACCCGUGGGAAUCCAGCAUGCAGUCGCUGAGCCUAUCUUCAUCUGACCGUGACUCGUGGAAAGCUAACCAGCACCCACGCGCACCGUCGGCAGCGUCAAAUACGACUGAUUCCACUACUUCUUCAGCCGUCGGUAGUCCUGGUCACCAGAGCGGCCGCGCAUCAGCAACUCGACUGAACUCCCUGCAGUCUAGUGGUGAUCUGUUUAGGUUCCCGUCGGCCUCGGUUGCAGCAGUCGAGUCCAAGGACAAGCUUUGGGAUUUGAUUGAACAGACGUACGUGGAGCUGAAGUCACCCGGUGAUCAGGGGAUGUCCCCUUACAUUCACUCCCCACUGCCACGUCGUCGCAGCAUGCAACCCUCCGGAGCGUCGUCGGUAAUCCUGCCCUCGCAGCCCAGCUUCAUGCAGGGAAAGCUACCGGCGUGGAGUCGCGCCGGCGUCGAUGCUCUCUUCCACUUUGUCUCGUCGCGGCGAUUCACCGGCGCUGCCUACGAUCAGCAGAUGCUGCUCUUUUCGUCCUACGUGAAAGCAAGCAAGACCCUGCCAUCCGUGGUGGACUGGAUUCGCUUGUCGGCAAUGUACGCGCAGUAUCGCUGUUGCCCUCUAGUGGACAAGGAGGACGUCAUGCUGGCUGCAGAGCUGCUGCUUCCCGGCAUCGUGACACCGUCAUUUGCUCUCAGGCCCUUUGCAGGAUGGCAUCAUGUUCCAGUUGAUGAACAGGGUGCUGAUCAUGCCGAGCUGGCCCUGUGUCGACUCAAGACCGAUGAACUGUUCGUGUCUAUUCGCGAUGCGCCCAUGGAGUCCGUACCACACCUGCUCAAGCUCUACAGCGACAAUGUGAUGGUGCGAAACUCACAGGGUCUAACGCUACUUAUGGUGGCGUGUAUGGAUGGAAACGAAGCUCAAGCCGAAUACCUAGCCAUUCACAAGCCGGAUCAGCUGAACGUUUCGGUUCCUCGGCCCAGCCGCACCAGCCCAGCUGCCAUGCCGACACUCCGGGGAUGGACAGCUCUUCAUUUCGCCGUUGCAAAGAGGCAGGUGAACAUCGUCAAGUGUCUGCUGUCGGCUGGCGCGGACGUCGAAGGCUGCGUGCAGGAGAUGUAUUUGUCGCAGGACGUCGGAGCAGCGGCCACUCACUCCCCCUUGCAGCUGGCAUGCGCAGCUGGCUAUGUUAGUAUUGUCGAUCUACUACUGGACUUCAAGGCCGACCCGUUCCUUGCGCCACCCCAGCAGAGAAUGCAGCACGACACGACUAGUGCUUUCUUGUCAUGUGCGUUUGCCAUGGCUGCCAUACACGGGCAGCAGGAUACCAUGACUGCGUUGCUCUCCCGACCGAUUCACAGUACGGCACAGGACAAGAUCAGCCUCGCUGAUGUGCUUGCUGAAGCUGAUGGAGCUCAAUCGGGUGAGGACAGUCUUCGGCAACUGCGGUCACGUGCAAUGCAGGAGUCGCUGUUCCUAGCAGCAGAACAUGGCCACAUUGACCUGACUCUGCAGUUAAGACAGUAUGGCAUUCCAUGGACAUUGCAUAGCUGGGGAGAGGCAGUGGAUGCGGCCUACCACAACCCGGUCCGUGGACAGCAGCUGCAGCAACUGCUGAUGGACUUCAACACCGUGAUGGACACGGAGAUGUCGUCUUCGUUCUGUAACGACACACUGCCACUGCUCUUCUCUCUGCUCAGGCAGAACGUUGAAAUGUGCCAUCAAGUAGCUGUAGUACUGCAGACAUGCUAUGGACCUCGGUCAAUACCGACAAUGGCUGUUGUGCAGCCUAUGCCAAGUGGCACAAGCCAACUAGAUGUGAGCUGGGUGAACAAUGCAGAGAUGGCGGACAUCAUUUUUAUCACCGAGGGACGUCAGUUCUUUGCGCAUCGCAUCAUGUUGCUGAAGGCAUCCAGCAGAUUCCAGGCUCUGCUGUCAGCGUCUCCAGUCAACCAGGCAGGAGCCAUGACCAUCAACCUACCGGCUAACAUUCCCUUCACUGUUCUGGAGAUUACCAUACGCUAUAUCUACACGGGUGGAGUGUCGCUGGAUAUUCCCAAGCACGUUGUCGUGCAAGACCUAUUGAACGCGGCUCGCUUCUUUGAGCUGUGGCGUCUGCACCAGCACUGUGAGGUCCUGGCGGGGAACACGCUCGGUCCGGACAAUGUCUGCGAACUCUACACGUUCACAAAGACCCACGAUGCACCAAUCCUGAAAGAGGCAUGCGAAGGUUUCUUCCUGGCACAUCUUACGCAAGUGUGCCGCAAGCCACCGUUCAGAAAGCUGCUGGCCGAGAAUGGGAAAGAGUUCAUUGAGAUGCUGAGGUCGCAGGUAGUCGGUCGCCUACGCCAGCGCGGCCGUAAUCAGCAGCAGAUGGCCUUCAUCACGGCAUGUUGAGAACUCUGCCGCCCUGAGGCACGCAUAGCAAGUUCCCGUAGACUGACUGUUCAUAUUACUAGUCGAGUAUUGAUUUCUAAUUUCUUUGCAUUUUGAUACUGCGCUGCUAUGGAUGACCACCCCCCCCCCCCCCCCCCACACACACACAUACACACACAUACAGUCAUGUAGAUACACGAUGCAAGAAAGACAGUGCUAGAACUAUUUCUUUUACAGCGAUAACUCUAUGUGCUGCCGCGUCAAGGCUGUGGAUACAUGUCUCGACGGUGUUUGUAGUGUACAAGGACUGCUCAAUGGCAUACUAUAAAUAUAUAUUGCUCUGUUCUGUUGCAAAGCUCUGCUGCUCCACUCGUGCUUUUGUUCUGGCAUGCAUGGAGAGCCAGCAUGGCAAUCUCAGCAGUGUGCUGCUCUAUGAUAUUGGUCUUCUUCUUGAUACGCGUCAUGCAUGUCGAUUGUUGAUAGUGAUAUUCCUCUGUCUUACUACCGAAUACAUGGCCUGGUUGAAUCGUUACGUCGCUCCAUUCCUGAGUUUUGAUACUAUUUUUUUUCCUAUCUCCACGUUAAAAUGUAGCGCACAACAGCAGGCAACCAUCUCCAGUUGAAUGUUCGCGAUUCAUCUCUCUUCUGUUUGCUGCUGAUAUAUUUGAAGUAGCAGUUUUCUUCUGUGACUUUACGUUUUGUACAUACAUGUACACAUCCCUGUGUGGGAACAUGUCCUCAACUAACUUGUUCCUGCGUUGCAUUCUAGUGCAUAUCAUAUUAUUAUACAGA
Messenger RNA from Sycon ciliatum, 7061 nucleotides. Its product is annotated as ankyrin repeat and BTB/POZ domain-containing protein 3-like. NCBI's taxonomy places the organism in Eukaryota, Metazoa, Porifera, Calcarea, Leucosolenida, Sycettidae. The coding region runs from base 528 to 6290 and encodes 1920 amino acids. The record is from RefSeq and is a predicted model, not a curated record. The transcript is spliced from 22 exons. Gene Ontology annotation, molecular function: protein heterodimerization activity.